AUGGCCGAUACAGACAGAAAGGGACUGGUUGUUUUAGCUUACAGUGGUGGAUUAGAUACAUCGUGUAUUUUGGUGUGGCUAAAAGAACAAGGCUAUGAAGUUGUCGCCUAUUUGGCGAACGUCGGGCAGGACGAGGACUUUGAGGCCAUCAGAGCAAAAGCUUUAAAGUUUGGGGCGACGAAGAUGGUCAUUCCGGAUCUGAAGAAAGAAUUUGUGGAAGAAUUUAUCUGGCCAGCAGUGCAAGCUAAUGCUGUUUAUGAAGAUCGUUAUCUACUUGGCACUGCCUUGGCGCGACCCCUGAUAGCCCGUGAAAUGGUUAAAGUAGCUAAAGAAGUUGGAGCUAGUUAUGUUGCUCAUGGCGCCACGGGAAAGGGCAAUGAUCAGAUACGAUUUGAGUUAGGAGCUUAUGCCUUACAUCCUACAAUUAAGAUAUUAUCACCAUGGAGACUACCAGAGUUCUACAACAGGUUCCAAGGACGAGAUGAUUUAUUUGAGUAUGCUCGGGUGAAUGGAAUCCCGCUACCAGUAACCAAAUCCAAUCCAUGGAGUAUGGAUGCCAACAUGAUGCACGUGAGCUAUGAAUCCGGGGUUCCAGAAUGUGAAUUUACACGAUUUUGUAUCAAGAAAAGUCAAGAAUCUGUGGAAGGAAAAGUGACAUUAAAAAUUUAUAAGGGUGGUGUUUAUAUUUUAGCUCGAGAGUCGCCAUCUUCUUUAUAUAAUGACGAAUUAGUGAGUAUGAACGUUCAAGGUGAAUAUGAUCCAACAGACGCGGGAGGUUUUAUCAAAAUAAAUGCUUUGAGGUUGAGGGAAUAUUGUAGACUCCGUGAAAACUCAUCAUAA
Molecule: messenger RNA, 840 nt
Organism: Patella vulgata (common limpet)
Lineage: Eukaryota; Metazoa; Mollusca; Gastropoda; Patellidae
Product: argininosuccinate synthase-like
Exons: 2
Coding region: 1-840 (279 amino acids)
Biological process (GO): urea cycle; L-arginine biosynthetic process
Cellular component (GO): cytoplasm
Molecular function (GO): ATP binding; argininosuccinate synthase activity
Source: RefSeq, a predicted model, not a curated record